Labeo rohita (rohu) is the source of this 1258-nucleotide messenger RNA. Its product is annotated as CMRF35-like molecule 1. Bases 70 to 864 code for a protein of 264 amino acids. Lineage: Eukaryota; Metazoa; Chordata; Actinopteri; Cypriniformes; Cyprinidae. Gene Ontology annotation, molecular function: antigen binding; immunoglobulin receptor binding. Gene Ontology annotation, biological process: defense response to bacterium; positive regulation of B cell activation; phagocytosis, recognition. Gene Ontology annotation, cellular component: external side of plasma membrane; immunoglobulin complex, circulating; blood microparticle. The record is from RefSeq and is a predicted model, not a curated record. The transcript has 3 exons.
UCUGAACACACAUUGAGAGCUUCAGAAGAACUGAAUCUACUAACAACAAUAAUUCAAUAAGAGAGAAGAAUGAAGAUCAUCUGGAUUUUCACUCUGCUGAUGAUUCCUGGUGUUGUGAGCUCCAGCAGUUGGACAGGAUAUUCAAGAGGUGAAGCCUCCUACUCAUGCAGCUAUGUUAGUUGGUAUACAGCAAAUGAAAAGUAUUUUUGUAGAGGACAAUGGUCAGAGUGCACAGAUAAAAUCAGGACAAAUAUUAAAAACAAAUGGGUUCAUUCUGGAAGAUUCUCUCUGCAUGACGACACAAGAGCAGCAGUUUUCACUGUGAAAAUCAGAGAUCUGAGUGAACAGGAUUCUGACAUCUACUACUUUGGAAUUGAUAUGUAUGCAAUAGCAGAUUCCUACUGUGAAGUGAAUCUGAACGUUAUAACAGAUGUUUCUAGCAUCUCACUGACCUCGUCUCCUGCACAGAUUAAAGCUCCUGGUCAGUCGGUGAGGUUGUCCUGUCAGAUCUCUGGAUAUGCCCUCACAGAUUAUGGAACAGCUUGGUUUAGGCAGACUCCUGGAAAAACCAAGGAGUGGAUCGGGGUCAUAUGGGGCAGAGGAUCAAUAGACUUUGGGAAUUCCUUCAGGAGUCGCUUCACUAUUUGGAGAGACACGGGCCGAAAUGAGCUGUACUUAGACAUUAGCAGCCUGCAGACUGAAGACACAGCUGUUUAUUUCUGUGCAAGGACACACCACAGUGAUUCAGUUCAGUGUGAGAAACUGACAAAAACAGACCUGCAGUUCAUCAACACAGUUAGAAACACACAAUACAUGACCUGCUUCAUGUUCAGGAUCAUAUUCAGACACAUUACCACAUACUAAGUGAAGUAGGCGUAUUAUGAUAUUUUACAUUAUUAUUUCCUAAAAAGAAGUGCACUGUGUACAGUUAAAUUUAAUGGACAAUUGAAAAACAUUAAAUAACUUGAUUUUCACUUCACACAUGCAUAGUAGUGUCCUCUUCAAUUAGGGAAAAUGUAAAGUAUGUACAGUUAAGAUAUCAAACAAAGCCUAUUUUAGGGGCAAGGAUUUCACUUACGGUCAGCGUUUUGAUCGGUGUCUUGUUUACUUUUUAUUGCCCCUCCCUUGCUAUCUCUAUGAGCGUAUACGUGUUCUCUCUCUCGCUCUCUCUCCGUUUUUUUUUUUUUCCCUUUUAGGUGGAUGCACCUGUUGGUUGAUGAGAGACUAAUUAAGGAGAUACUACUUAAAAGACGCCAAC